AGAGAUUAAUCUAUCACUAAAUUUCAAUGAGAACAUUUGAUGCGCCAUUUUUUCUUCCUGUCAGGAUAAGCCUCUUUUUUCUCAUUGUUUUUGGAACUUUCUCAACAUUGCAGUCUAUAGACCAAAAAAGUUUACCUAUUGGACCAUCCCAACGGAAUGAUUAUGAAAAUAACAGUUGGGUUGAAAUUAAGGGUGGGGGUGCAAAAGUAACAGCUUCCUGGAUGCAUUUGCUUCUAGCAACACUUUCAAUUGGCUUUUCAUUGGAACUUCUGUUUUCGUGCUCCUUACUUCACUGGCAGGCUACUUACAAACGCAGCUAUGGAAGGAUUCCUUGGCUGAAAACGAUUGCACUGAUGGUGAGCUGGAACCAAACUUCCACUCAAGAAUGCAUUUUGAGCUUCUUUCCGGCGACCUGCUGUGAUGGCUACGUGUUUGCCUUAAACUGCGAUGAGGGCUGUGGUGGCCAACUUACAGUGACAAAAAGAAAAAGUGAAUGGUGCCCCCCGUCGCACAAACAACAGCUUCUGUUUACUUCUUCACCACGUCUCUCCCCAUCUGUCUGCAGACUACAAGAUUAUUAAGAUUACUACAGUUUCACUCACAAAUCCCAAACCCCAAACUUCUGAACCCAAACAGUGCCCUUUUCUUCACACUUCAAAAUCAAAUACUAUACUCCUUAGAAGAAAAACAUCUCGGACGAUGGAGUAUGAACAAAUUAGGGCUCUUCUCCGGAACCCAGAAAGCCAUUCAGAGAGGAAUCAAAUCAAAGAUCCAAACCUUCUAUCUGUCUGUCACGCGCGUGCGCACUCACACAAAACUCUCCCAUGGACAGACACUCGUACAACUCCCUAAUCAAAUUUGCAGACAAACAUCUUCUGCUAUAUCUGCCUAUUUGCAGGUAUAUAUAUAUACAUAUAUAUAUAUUUUUACUGUUCUUCACAUCUUCAACCCUAACUAGAUAUUCUCGAGAUUAGAGGUUCAAAUACAAUCAUUAUAAAAGAAAUAGUUAGAUUCGUUCGAUUAGACCCUAAUUUGUUUUCCAAGAAUGAAUUAUGAUUCAUUCUUCUUCCAUUACCUAGAUUUUUACAACUCAUUGACCCCAUAAGUUAUAUUAUCACUGGAUUUUUUUUGAAGCAGCUGGUUGCAUAUACUGUCUAUAUUUUUAUUUUUUCCUUUUCUCUCUCUUUCUGAUCUUUUUUAUUUUCAAAGUGUAAACUGAGAAGAAAGCAGAAGGUUGCGUGCAGCUACAAAGAAAGGCUUCACAUUUCUGCAAUCAGGUGAAGAAGAUGAGACAUGACCGAUGAACAAAGUAAAGUCAUCAAUAUAUAUAUAUAAUAACACAAUGGACAAGAAAGAAAGAGCCCUAAAUAAGCUCUACCUAGCCAAUGUUCGUCAAAGGGUCUAGAUUAAUUUCUCUGUUUAGCCUUUUUCUUACCUAUGGGGAUAAUAUAUAUAUAUAUAUAUAAUAAUAUAAAAAAUAGAGCUACAUAAACUUACCUCUGUUGUGUGAUCUAGGUCAUUUCCUUUUCCUUAGAAUCAAUUAAAAACAACAAAAAAAGGAAGUCCCUUUUACCUUUCCAGAGAGAGAGAGAGAGAGAGAGAGAUAGAGAUAUAAAACCCUUCUUCCUUUCCCUUUGAUAAACCAAAGUUAUGAGUCACAGAGCUCUGCAAAGCUGUGAUGGAGCUGAAGCAAAACCCUAGGUGGAGAAAGAAGAUGAAGAAAGAAAGAGAGAGAUAGAGAAAUUUAGGGUUGCAUUGAGUGGAGGAAAGAUGGGAAAGAGUAUAUUUAGUGGAUGGGAAGAAGCAGCAGGGAGAAGAGAAUGGAGGCAAAAGACAAGGAUAAUAAUAAAUGGUGGGUACACUAACUAAAGAAUGACUAUGACCCUGCAUCCAAUAAUAUUAUCAGAUAUGUGGGAUUGUCUCCCUUUUUUUUA
Molecule: messenger RNA, 1934 nt
Organism: Cucurbita pepo subsp. pepo (vegetable marrow)
Lineage: Eukaryota; Viridiplantae; Streptophyta; Magnoliopsida; Cucurbitales; Cucurbitaceae
Source: RefSeq, a predicted model, not a curated record